UGCUCUUGUGUACACGAUGAAUGUCCAGCGUGCGCCGUAUGUCUGUGCUAAAUGCUCAGUGCAGGCGUUGCGUGCUCCUCUCCGUCGCCCGUUCCGUCGAACCCUCCCGCUGAACUGGCAGCGACGUCAUAACAGCCAUGCCGUGCAGACCGAUCGGCCAUUUCGCGUUGCCAUUGUGGGGUCUGGGCCGGCUGGAUUCUACGCUGCAUACAGGCUCCUGGGCAAGGUGGACAAUGCGGUAGUCGAUAUGUACGAGAAACUACCGGUCCCCUUUGGUCUGGUGAGAUACGGAGUUGCACCGGAUCAUCCGGAGGUCAAGAACUGCGAAGAAAAGUUCACCGAAGUCGCAGAGUCGCCACGAUUCAAUUUCGUCGGAAACAUCGAACUGGGCGAUAACCUUCCUCUCCAGACCCUCAAACCGCACUACGACGCCAUCCUGUUCUCGUACGGAGCUCCCAAGGACAAGGACCUCGGGAUCCCGGGAGAGAAAGCGAUCAAGAACGUUUACUCGGCUCGAGAGUUUGUCGGAUGGUACAACGGACUGCCGGAGCAUCGAGACCUUGCGCCCGAUCUCACCGCCGGAGAAAACGCCGUGAUUGUGGGACAGGGUAACGUGGCGCUGGAUGUCGCGAGAAUCCUGCUCUCGGACGUCGACGCUCUACGCAAGACUGAUAUCGCGGACUAUGCGCUGGAUGCGCUCUCUAAGAGCAAGAUUAACCGGGUGCGAGUGGUCGGUCGGCGAGGGCCCUUGCAGGCCGCCUUCACCAUUAAAGAGCUGCGGGAACUACUGCAGCUCCCUGGGGUCGCCUUUGACCAGAUCCCACGGGACCUGUUCCCGCCGGAAGAUGUUAUGGCGGCUCUCCCACGAGCCCAGAAACGGCUCGUCCAGCUUCUUGCGAAGGGAUCGGCCAAUGACCCCGCUAGUAGCAGCAAGUCGUGGUCUUUGGACUUCCUACUCUCCCCGGAAUGUCUCAACUGGUCCCCAGUCUAUCCCUACCGCAUGUCCCACGUCAAAUUCUCUCGCAACGAACUCGACCCGUCAGACCCCCACUCACCCAGCGCGAAAGUAACCCCCAAAUACCUGUCCAGCGGCAACCGCGCGCAGGUGAACAUCCUCGCGAGUACCUUUUUCCGCAGCGUCGGCUACAAAUCGCUGCCGUUGACCGGGCUCGACGAUCUCGGGAUCCAAUUCGACACAAACCGGGGCGUGAUUCCGAACGACGGAUUCGGACGAGUCACCAGCCCGAAGAACACCGGCACCAACGAAGAACUCCCCGACGGAUCGCUCAUCUCGCAUCUCCCGGGCCUGUACUGCGCCGGGUGGGUGAAGCGCGGCCCGACAGGGGUCAUUGCCACGACGAUGACGGACGCGUUUAGCACCGCUGACGCCAUCGCGGCGGAUCUGACGAGCCAGAGCCAAGCGUCCCUGCUGAAUGCUCCGGGCCAGAGCACCGGUCUUGGCUGGGAAGGCGUCCGCCCCGAGGUCCAGAAGCGCGGGCUGCAGGCUACGUCGUGGCAGGACUGGCAGCGCAUCGACGCGGCGGAGCGCGAUCGCGGAAAGGCCCAGGGGAAGACCCGGUCGAAGUUCGGUCGGGUGGCUGAGAUGUUGGAUGUGGUGGGUUGAUUGGACCCUUUACAUGAAUGCAUUAGCAUCAAAUAGACUGUAUAAUAAAGACUAGAUACCAUCUCC
Molecule: messenger RNA, 1690 nt
Organism: Aspergillus steynii IBT 23096
Lineage: Eukaryota; Fungi; Ascomycota; Eurotiomycetes; Eurotiales; Aspergillaceae
Product: NADPH-adrenodoxin reductase
Exons: 3
Coding region: 17-1624 (535 amino acids)
Biological process (GO): ubiquinone biosynthetic process
Cellular component (GO): mitochondrion
Source: RefSeq, a predicted model, not a curated record